AUGGCGAUUGAAGUUUGCUCUGAGAUUUCCAGCGUAGGAAUCAGUCCCAGAAUCUCGUUUUCGCAUGAUCUGAACCAGGCCGAUUCCUUGCCUUCUUCCUCCGAUUGCAACCGCGGUCGCUUGGAUUUGAGUCUUCUGGAAUCCGAUUUCGAUUUCGAUUUCUGCAUUGGCAAUCUUCUUCUGCAAGAUCUCUCCUCUGCGGAUGAGCUUUUCUGCAAUGGAAAAAUUCUCCCCGUCGAAAUCAAGAAAUCGGUCGAGCCAAACAGAGAAGUUUCUAAACCUAACGAAUCGACUCCUCCAAUUCCUCCCGAUCCACCGACAAGUUCAGUCUCCUCCGAGAAGAAGAGCCUGAAAGAACUUCUAUCCGCGAGUUUCGAUGCGGAGGAGAAACCGCACUCCAAAUCGUUCUGGCAGUUCAAGCGAAGCAGUAGUCUCAAUUGCGAAAGCUCCAAGAGUAGAGGUUUGAUACGAUCCUUACAUUUUCUCUCCAGAAGCAACUCCACUGGUUCGGCUUUGAAUUCGAAACACCAAUCGCAAUCGCAAUCGCAAUCGCAAUCGCAAUCGAAGGAUUCUCGGACGCCGAAUUUGCAGAAACAGCCUUCGAUUUCGAGUAGAAAAUCGUCCGUAUCUUCUUGCUCGAACUCGUAUUUCGCAAAUUCGUUCUCUCAGAAGCCUUCGACGAGGAGGAAUUUCGGGGCGAACAAUGGGAAUGGAGUUCGAAUAAUGAGUCCUCUUCUCAACCUCCCUCCGCCAUACAUUUCUAAAGUAACUGUGAGUUUUUUUGGAUUCGGUUCUCUGUUUUGCAAUGGAAAGAACAAAAAGAAGAACAAAUAAACAAAGAGUUACGCCAUUUUGAUGGCCUUACCCAUCUCGAUUCACUGUUCUCUUAUAUUCCUUUUCAUUUUUGUUGUUCCUCAAUAAUUAAAAACUUAUGGGCUGUCUCUUUGUUCUUUUCAACUUUGAUUGAAGCCUUGUUUUCGUUUUUUUCU
Molecule: messenger RNA, 989 nt
Organism: Cucurbita moschata (crookneck pumpkin)
Lineage: Eukaryota; Viridiplantae; Streptophyta; Magnoliopsida; Cucurbitales; Cucurbitaceae
Exons: 2
Coding region: 1-834 (277 amino acids)
Source: RefSeq, a predicted model, not a curated record